UCUUCUUCAAGCGCUGUUUCGAAUUAUUCCCAACUGAAGCGACGGGCGUUCCCAUUAGGGUUUCUCGAGGGUGGGAAUCUAAAAAAAUCAUGUACGGAGGCGAGUUUGACGGUAACGCCGCAUUCGCCGGUGGCGGUUUCAUGCCUUCUCAGUCAACCACGCAAGCGCCUGAGUCCUCAUCUGCUUUCAGGAAUCGGGAUGCGCGUACGUUGCUUCCCCUGACGUUGAAGCAAUUGAAUAGUGUUUCAACCAGCGGUGAAUCGAAUUUCUCCAUAGACGGCGUUGACAUCAACACUGUUGCAAUUGUCGGACGAGUUUCUAGAAUUGAGAACCGAAUCACACAGGUUGAUUUUGUUGUAGAUGAUGGUACUGGCUGCGUUGAAUGCAUCAGAUGGUGUCAUGAACGCCAAGAAACUGAAGAAAUGGAAGCUGUCAGGUUGGGAAUGUAUGUUCGCCUACAUGGACACCUGAAAAGCUUUCAGGGGAAGCGAUCUAUGAAUGUUUUCUCAGUCAGGCCUGUCACUGACUUCAACGAGGUUGUACACCACUUUACCGAGUGUAUCUAUGUCCACAUGUACAACACUAAGCCACGGGGUGGUUCUGUUACUCAGGCUACGGAAACUCCUAGGCCCCAAAUGCCAUACUCAACGACGCCAACCCCUGCAAGGCCAUUCCAAACCGGUCCCUCGAACCAGUUCAAUGAUCCAAUGCAUGGCGUAAGGCAGACAGUCUUAAAUUACCUGAAUCGUCCUAUGCACCUGAGAUCUGAAGCUGGAGUUCACUGCGAUGUGAUUGCACGCGACCUCGGGAUUCCGCUGCCUCAAGUCAAGGACGCGUUGGAACAGCUCUCGAACGAUGGCUGCGUUUACUCUACUAGCGAUGAGACUUGCUUCAAAUCAACCGCAAACGCAUGAUCAAAAUGGAUUUAUCUACAGACCAAUCUUUUUUAAGUACGGAAAAAGCCUUUGUAUAGGCCCUAUGGUACGACAACUUAUGGCUUUAAGACUACAUCUAUCUAAUAGCUUUUGGAUUUGUUAAAAUAAACUCAAAGGUUCAAUCAAAUCUUUCCGUCAUAUAAUA
Raphanus sativus (radish) is the source of this 1080-nucleotide messenger RNA. Its product is annotated as replication protein A 32 kDa subunit B. Bases 90 to 914 code for a protein of 274 amino acids. The transcript has 9 exons. Gene Ontology annotation, molecular function: DNA binding. Gene Ontology annotation, biological process: DNA replication; nucleotide-excision repair; double-strand break repair via homologous recombination. The record is from RefSeq and is a predicted model, not a curated record. Gene Ontology annotation, cellular component: nucleus; site of double-strand break; chromosome, telomeric region. Lineage: Eukaryota; Viridiplantae; Streptophyta; Magnoliopsida; Brassicales; Brassicaceae.